Messenger RNA from Leucoraja erinaceus (little skate), 844 nucleotides. RefSeq names its product ABRA C-terminal like (gene abracl). The transcript is spliced from 3 exons. The record is from RefSeq and is a predicted model, not a curated record. Gene Ontology annotation, biological process: regulation of actin filament-based process. NCBI's taxonomy places the organism in Eukaryota, Metazoa, Chordata, Chondrichthyes, Rajiformes, Rajidae. Bases 310 to 633 code for a protein of 107 amino acids.
CCGGCAGUGUGCCCUGACCUCUAGUCAAGCCUGGCAAAUGUUCCGAUUCAGCGAUCUAUUGCAUUUUAAAUAGGUAUUAUCGGGCCAGACUUUUGUCCAAUGGCGUCCUGGCGUCGACGGUCUGCUGCGCUUGGAUUGUGGCUCACGCGGUCCAAGCGAUGCCGAAGCUAACGGCAACGGCCGCUUCAUUUUGGCGGCAGGACGUCAUUUGGCAGCACGAUCGAGGCCCGCGGGGGUUAGAUGUAAAACAAAGCUGAACAUAUGUUUUAAACCCCGCAUAUCUUGUGUCUCCACAUUGCAAACUAAAACAUGCCAGAAACACCCUGCAUGUCAGGCAGCACUUGUGAAGAACGAAACGUUUGCGGUCCAAUUCAUCUGGAGGUGAGAAUGGAUACUAACAAGGAGAUCGGUCUUCUGAUUGAAGAGAUUCGUCGUCUUGGAUCUCCAGGACCAGAUGGUAAAAUCAGGGUGAAGUUUGGAGUGCUGUUCAGCGAUGAUAGAUGUGCCAAUCUAUUCGAGGCUCUGGUGGGAACUCUGAAAGCAGCGAAAAAGAAGAAAAUUGUCAGCUUCACUGAAGAACUGCUACUACAAGGGGUUCAUGACAAUGCUGAAAUUGUUUUAGUAGAGGAUUGAUGACAGGAACAAAGACAAGGGUGCAGCAGCAAUAUUGCCAAUGUUUCGAGCCUUUGGGCGAAGAUGGUGAUACCAUUGUAACCAGUGCUCUGGAAACACACAAUAGAUUUUUUUAUAUAUGCCAUUUGUAGUAAGAUUGACAUUUUGGAUUUCUAAUUGUAAUUGGAUUGUUUGAAAUGUAGAAACCAUGCAAUAAAGUAAAACAUCUAUC